Molecule: messenger RNA, 1309 nt
Organism: Zonotrichia leucophrys gambelii
Lineage: Eukaryota; Metazoa; Chordata; Aves; Passeriformes; Passerellidae
Product: complement C1q and tumor necrosis factor-related protein 9A-like
Exons: 3
Coding region: 20-1054 (344 amino acids)
Molecular function (GO): protein binding
Source: RefSeq, a predicted model, not a curated record
CAUAUAACCUAUCUAAGGAAUGAAAAGCUGGAUUGUACUGCUGGCUAUUGUGGUCAGCACAGCAGAAACCCAGAGCCAGGACGUCUGCACCCAAGGGUAUCCUGGCAUCCCUGGCAAUCCCGGGCACAAUGGCAUACCUGGUCGGGAUGGACGUGACGGGGCAAAAGGAGACAAGGGAGAUAAAGGUGAAUCAGGAAUUCCUGGAAGUCCAGGAAAAGAUGGUGUCAAUGGAGAGAAAGGUGAACGAGGAACCAAUGGGACUGUUGAAGAGAAGGGGAACAAAGGAGAUAAAGGAGAAAGAGGACCACCUGGGAAACUGGGACCAAAAGGAUUUAUAGGAUCAGUGGGUUACAAAGGUCAGAAGGGAGAGCUGGGGCUGCAAGGACAAAAGGGUUUAAAAGGAGACAUUGGACCCAUAGGUCCAAAAGGGACAAAGGGUGAAAUUGGCCAUCCUGGAAGAGUUGGUUUCCCAGGGCCGAUUGGCCCGAUUGGUAAUCCCGGUCCUAAAGGCAAUACUGGAGGUAUAGGGCCACAGGGUAACCCAGGAGUUCAGGGGGAAAGAGGCUUGAAAGGAGACCGAGGAGACAAGGGGGAGGUAGGAGCCCCGGGAGUCCUGCCAAGGAGCGCUUUCAGUGUCGGCCUUACAGCCAACACCAAGUUUCCCCCUCCGAAUCGCCCGAUCAAGUUUGACAAGGUGCUGUAUAACAGUCUGAAUGACUUCAGCUCGGCUACUGGCAAGUUCACCUGCAAACACCCCGGCGUUUACUAUUUCACCUACCACAUCACUGUCUACUCGAGGAACGUGCGAGUAGCUCUUGUGAAGAACGGCAUCAAGAUGCUGCACACGGUGGACAGGUACCAGAGCGGGGAGGACCAGGCCUCGGGAGCCGCCAUCCUCGAGCUGCAGGGAGGAGACGAGGUGUGGCUGCAGGCCCACCAAGGAGAGGCUUUCAAUGGACUCUAUGCAGAUGGUGAUGAUGAUACCACCUUCUCUGGGUUCCUCCUGUUCAGCACCGCUGACCCACUGGAGCCACUGCUGCUGCACAGCCCAUAGCUCUGUGUUAUCCCCGAAUGCUGCGUGCCUGAGCCCUCCAGCCCUCCCUGAGAAAGCUGUUACCUGCUGGGAAAUUUCUGCUGGAUUCAAGAGAAAACACUUGAUUUCAGGAACAGCUUCUGCACAAGAGAGGACAAGAGACUACAGUGCUGGGCUUAACAUUAGUGGUUUGGUGACUUACUGUAGGCAUUCACAGGGGUGUGUACCCCAGUACUGAAGAACAAAUUUCAGAGCAAAGUGAAAUAAAAGACAAAA